Messenger RNA from Mesocestoides corti, 540 nucleotides. NCBI's taxonomy places the organism in Eukaryota, Metazoa, Platyhelminthes, Cestoda, Cyclophyllidea, Mesocestoididae. The record is from the annotation of a GenBank genome assembly.
AUGACAUACCACUCUAAGUUUACCUCUUGCCCGAGGCGUGUUGGUAAUAUGGCGAUUUUGCCUCUGCGCACGAAAGUGCGUGGUCCUGCACCACAGGAUCCUAAUUUGGCCGAAGACAUAAUCGAUGAAGCUCUUCUUUACUUUAAACCACUCACCUUCUUUAGACAAUAUGAAUUCAAGAGUGAUGCUGAUCGUGUACUUGUGUAUUUAGUUCUCUACAUUCUGGAAUGCUUAAAAAAGCUCCAGCGAUGUCCGACCAAGUCUCAUGGAUCUAAGGAGUUGACUUCUUUGUCGUUGGCUCGUUUUGAUUUACCUGGCGACCCUGGCUUCCCCCGGGAACUCAGCAAUUUGUAUACGAAGCCCUCGAUGGCUGAUGCCAAUUUAAUGCGUGAAUACAUUGCUCAACUGCGCACUGAGUUGGGCAUCCGCUUACUUGAUAGGGUUUAUGUUGACGAUCAAGCGCAACCCAGUAAGUGGUGGCUAUGCUUUGCAAAACGAAAGUUCCUUGAUCAAAGUCUGUCGGCACCCGGAUCAUUCUAA